Pectinophora gossypiella (pink bollworm) is the source of this 2521-nucleotide messenger RNA. RefSeq names its product semaphorin-1A (gene Sema1a). NCBI's taxonomy places the organism in Eukaryota, Metazoa, Arthropoda, Insecta, Lepidoptera, Gelechiidae. Bases 91 to 2358 code for a protein of 755 amino acids. The record is from RefSeq and is a predicted model, not a curated record. Gene Ontology annotation, molecular function: chemorepellent activity; semaphorin receptor binding. Gene Ontology annotation, biological process: semaphorin-plexin signaling pathway; axon guidance; negative regulation of axon extension involved in axon guidance. The transcript has 16 exons.
CGCGCCACGCUCGACCGUGCCGCCGCUCCCCGCUCCCGCGCCCGCGGCUCGCGAGUGCUCUUCGAGUGAUGACGACUUGUGACUAGUGCCAUGUUCGUGCUUCGCUGUGUCCUGGUCGCGGCGCUCGUAGCCGCCGCCGCCGCCGCCUGGCAGGAGAACGUCCGCCCCAAGGUCUUCGCACAAUUAGGGGUCGACGACACACACAAGUUCCUCGGCAACGAGACACACACAGAUUACUUCAGAUUAUUGUUGCGAGAUGGCAACUAUUUGUUAGUAGGCGGCAGGAACGUUGUCUACAACCUAAGUUUGACUGAUCUAACUGAACAGCGAAGACUCGUGUGGUACUCGCCAGAAAAUGACGUCAAAAUGUGCGUCGUCAAAGGAAAAGACGAGGAGAGCUGUCAGAACUACAUCAGGGUCCUGGUGUCUCUCGCACCAGGACGUCUGCUCGUCUGCGGGACGAACAGCUUUAAGCCGUUCUGUCGGGAGUACAGCGUCCAGCGCGACUCCUAUCACAUGGAGCGAGAGAAGUCUGGGCAGGCCGUCUGUCCGUACGACCCUGAGCAUAACUCCACUGCUGUUUAUGCUGAUUCGGAGUUGUACUCGGGCACGGUGGCUGACUUCAGUGGUAUGGAGCCCAUCAUAUACCGGGAGCCUCUACAGACGGAGCCAUACGACUCCAUGACCUUGAAUGCUCCCGAUUUCGUGAAUUCAUUAGUACAUGGAAACUUCGUGUACUUUUUCUUCAGAGAAACAGCUGUCGAGUACAUCAACUGCGGGAAGGCGGUGUACGCGCGUGUGGCCCGCGUGUGCCGCGACGACCGCGGCGGGCCGCACCGCUUCAAGCAACGCUGGACUUCCUUCCUCAAAUCGCGGCUCAACUGCUCCGUUGCCGGAGACUUCCCCUUCUACUUCAAUGAGAUCCAAUCUACAACAGAGCUGAUAGAAGGCGUGUACGGAGGUCUAAACGCCCAGCUGAUAUACGGGACAUUCACAACACCACCAAACAGUAUAUCAGGCAGUGCGGUCUGCGCAUUCAGCAUGCAAGACAUUGCUGAUACCUUCGAAGGGACCUUCAAGGAGCAAAGCGCUAUCAACUCUAACUGGCUUCCUGUUAAUAGUGCCAAGGUACCAGAGCCUCGCCCAGGGACGUGUAGCAACGACUCCAGACAACUACCAGAUCAGACGCUCAACUUCAUUAAAACCCAUACACUGAUGGACGAAUCAGUUCCGGCGUUCUUUGGAGAACCCAUUGUAAUCAGGACUAGUUUCCACUAUCGAUUCACACAAAUCGCCGUGGACCCUCAAGUCAAAACUCCUGGAGGGAAAGCAUACGACGUGCUGUUCAUUGGAACAGAUAACGGUAAAAUCAUAAAAGCAAUCAACGCAGUCUCGUACGACUCCAACAAGCGAGCCGUGCCUGUAGUCAUCGAGGAGCUGCAGGCCUUCGCAGCUGGAUCGCCAGUGCGGGCUUUAAGAGUCGCUAGGGCUGGUAGAGAUGCCGCGAGACUGAUAGCUGUGUCUGAUCGAGAGGUGCUCAGUCUGCGGCUGCAUCGUUGCUCCAGUGAUAAGAUCAGCUCUUGCUCCGAAUGCGUAGCGCUACAAGAUCCGUACUGCGCAUGGGACAAGCAGGCGGGCAGAUGUAGAGCAUAUUCCCACGGAGUCAGUCGCUGGCUCGACGAGAACUCCUUCUAUCAGAGUGUCAGUACUGGGAGCCAUGCUGCCUGCCCACAUAGCAAGGACGCCGGCGCCGUCGGUGGGCUUAGUUCGGGACUUUAUGAUGACGCCAGAGGAGAGAACAAGGGAGAAGUCAUCAAUAUUGUGCAAGAUAAGGAUGGAAAAGGCGGGAACAGUAACAGUGAAGGUCCAGAAGUACUAGCCGCGGAUCCCCCGCCUGCAGCGUACUCCGUGGAGACCCUCGCGCUGGCCGUGGCGGCGGGAGCGCUCGCGGCCCUCGGCGCCGGUUUCGCUGCAGGCUACAUCUGCGGACGUCGCUGCAAGAAGGACGAAGACGACAACAUGCCCUACCCCGACACCGAGUACGAAUACUUCGAGCAACGGCAGAAUAUUAACAGAAUCCAAGCAGAACCAAAACUCUUGCAACAAGUAGAAGAAGUGACGUACGCUGAGCCAGUGCUAGCGCCGCAGCCGAAGCCGGCUUCUCCGCGGGCCACGCUUCGGAAACACCCCCCCUACCACCCGCACCAUGAGACCCUCUUCCAGUUCCAGCCGGACGCCUACCGCCGCGACAACUUCGGCACGCUGCGCUCCCAUCAGUUAACGCAGGAAUAUUCGGACCGCAGGGCGACGGCUACCGGCGCGGCAACGACAACGGUUUCUCGACUACGCGCUCAGUAAAGAAGGUGUACCUCUGAGAAACAAGCGGGGCGGACUCGCGCGACCAGAUGCACCACCAUAAGCAUAAUACGCACCACCACCAUACGUUGGUGUCGCAGCGCAGCAGCGGCUCGGGCUCCGGGUCGGGCAGCGGCGGCGGCUCGUCGUCGUCGCCGUCGCCGCC